Messenger RNA from Verticillium nonalfalfae, 2265 nucleotides. RefSeq lists its product as uncharacterized. The coding region runs from base 1 to 2265 and encodes 754 amino acids. The transcript has a single exon. NCBI's taxonomy places the organism in Eukaryota, Fungi, Ascomycota, Sordariomycetes, Glomerellales, Plectosphaerellaceae. The record is from RefSeq and is a predicted model, not a curated record.
AUGCGACUUAACAUCCAGCUUUUGCUUCUUGCUCUCCUCUCUGCCUCCACGCAGGCUGGUCCCGUCAGUCGUGGUGGCAAGGAACGAAGGGACGAUGCUGGCGUCACGCCGACCCCGGUAUUCUCAACCAUAGAAGACGACCCACCCUUAGCAUCCUCAUCCUCGAUCCCAAGCAUCUCUCCCAAAAAGCCUUCAUCGGCCUCGCUGGGAGAGCCUCCGGCAUCGUCGUUCCCUGCGGAAGAGACGACACCAUCGGCCGAGCCAAGUCCCACUCCCAGUCUCCAGACGACAUCGCCCAUCAUCACAAGCACUCUUGAAGCACCACCGAGCCCGAGCUCAGCUUCACCACCCAUCGAGGCCAUCCCUGACGCAGCCUCGUCGGUUGUCCCAUCCAACUCGGAGGAGGUCCACCUACCCUCCAUGUUCAGCAGCAUCUCGGUGCCGGCGUCUCUGCUCGAUCCGAAGCCCAGUCCAACCUCAGCUCCGCCGCCUGUCAACUCUAUCACAUCGACAGUCUCGUUCGCGUCGUCAGCUGUGUCUGUGUCUUCUGUGCCUUCUGUGCCUUCUGCGCCCUCUGCGCCCUCUGCGCCCUCGGCGCCCUCUGCGUCUUCUGCUGCGCCAUCCUCAUCCCCGGACAAUGGCGUGUCCACGCCUUCGCCCAUCUUGUCCACGAUCACCGACGCCGCCCCCGUCCCAUCCAAGUCGUCUGCCGUUGGUUCCGCCUCCGAGUCGCUUCCGGUUGAGAUUGGGCCUUCUUCCGUGAAGCGAUCCUCUGCGAUUGUGGUUUCAGAAACACCUACUGCGUCCUCUGUCGCACUCGGAUCGACCUCAACAGAGGCACUGCCUCAGCAGUCAUCGACCGUUGCAGCCGAGCCUGGGACGUCUCUGUCGGUCAUCCCCGCCCCAGAGCCUUCCUCGGCUCCCCUCACGCCAUCAGCUUCAGCCUCGGAGGCUCCAGGUGUUGAAUCCUCCCGUGAGCCCAUUAUCAACCCCAGUCCUUCCACAACGACCGGGUCAGUCUUGACUACGAGCGAGCCCGCGACCGAGUCAUCUUCACUGCCUACGUCGGGACUGGCUCAGCCGCCUGCUGACCAGUCCUCCCCUUCGACUACACCAGUCAAGCCCUCGACGACGGCCGUCAUCUCGCCUACCGGCACCCCGGACGCUUCUGUUCCCACGAACAAUGGUCCACCCCCCGACUCGACCUCCACUGUCGCGCCCGAUGUCGCAAAGAGCAACCUGGAGGAAGCCAAGAAAUUCCACCGCAUGUUCGAAUCCCUAACCCGACAGUCCUCCUGCACAGUGGGUCAGGCUGCCUGCGUCGAGGGCGGUAUCGGCUUCUGCAACACCCAGGGAUCCUUUGAUAUUCGCCCCUGUACAGCCCCCCUGACGAGCUGUUUCCCGCUGCCGUUGGAGAACGCUCCCGGUGUCAUGGUGGACUGUUAUGAGACCACCAAGGCGAGGGAGAUUCUCGGACUAUCUGAUGCACCUGAGGAAACUCCUGCACCUGUUGCGUCUGCUCCUUCUCAAGGGCCCUCUGCCGCCCCUCCGCAGCCCUCUGCCUCGCCCCCCGCAGUUAGCGACGGAAUCGUCGUUACCGAGAUCGUGACACCCACCGUCACCAAGAUCAUUGCCACGGAGACGGUCCCCAACCCCGGACAGGCCGAGACCCCACCCGUCUCCGCAGCCCCCGAAGAAACGACGACUACCAUCAGAGGCACCGUGGUGUCGACGGUCUUUGUUACUGUUGAUCCUCCAGCGGAGCCCACUCCCGAGACAACUCAGCUCGUUACCGUCACAGUCACGGCGUCCCGUUCGCCGCCGCCCCCGCCGGAACCCGAGACGACUGAGAAGACAACGCUGACGACCACCAUCCUCUUCACGCCGCCUCAGGAGCCAAGUCCUGCUCCCACGCCAUCCGCCGAGGUCCCCGCGCCCGAGCAGCCAGUGCCUUCUUCUGUGCCUGAAGGAAGCCCCUCGCCAGAACCAACGCCGUCCUUGUCCUCGUCCUCGUCGAUUUUUACGACCCUCGACAUCAUCUUCGUGCCCACCACUUUUCUCACCACAACGAUCAUGGCCAGCGGUGUCGUUAUCAACCCGAGCCCGACGCCGAGUGCGACUCUCGAGGCUGUGGCUACCGUCGCGGACGAGGCGCCGCCGCCUGUCACGGUGACGGAGACGCUCGUGCUCACUGUUACUGAGCGCGAGAGGAUCAUUGAGAGGGAGACAAUCACCGUCACGGCGACGGUCGGAGGUUCAGCCUAG